Cylicostephanus goldi is the source of this 1020-nucleotide messenger RNA. Lineage: Eukaryota; Metazoa; Nematoda; Chromadorea; Rhabditida; Strongylidae. The record is from the annotation of a GenBank genome assembly.
GUCGCAUCAGCCCUACCUGUUCGACAUGCUGAGAAGCAAGCGCCUCCACAAUAUAUCAGAUACACCCCUAGCCAACAAAGCUCCUUACAUGCAGGAGGCUCGCAACAACGCAUCAUUCGAAUGGUUGAGGAGCAAAAAGAUCCUAUGGAACCACCAAAGUUUAGAAUCAAUCAGAAAAUCCCACGAGCGCCACCCUCACCUCCAGCACCAGUCAUGCACAGCCCUCCACGAAAGGUCACAACGAAAGAUCAGAACGAUUGGAAGAUACCACCAUGUAUUUCCAACUGGAAAAAUCCGAAAGGUUUUACGGUGUCUUUGGACAAGAGACUGGCAGCGGACGGUCGCGGAUUGCAACAGACGCACAUCAAUGAAGGUUUCGCGAAGUUAUCGGAAGCCUUGUACAUUGCUGACAGGAAAGCCAGAGAAUCUGUGGAAGCGAGAGCACAGCUAGAGAAGAGGGUGGCACAACAUAAGAAACUUGAACAAGAAGCUCGAAUGCGCGAAAUGGCAGCGAAGGCUCGACAGGAGCGUGCAGGUAUAAGAAAGAAGGGUGAAGACGAGGAUGAGGCUGUGAAAGCGAGAGAAGAGAUCAGACGAGAUCGAUUGGACGACAUCCGUAAAGAAAGGAAUAUUGCUCGCAACCGUCCCGAUAAAGUGGACAAGCUCAUGCGGGAUCGUGACCGCGAUAUCUCGGAGAAGAUCGUCCUGGGAUUACCUGAUGCGAAAGUCCGAUCCAGUGAGACUCAAUUUGAUCAAAGGCUGUUUGAUCAGAAUAAGGGCUUGGACAGUGGUGCAAUGGAUGAUGAAACGUACAACCCGUACGACAAAGCUUGGCGUGGUGGAGAUAAUGUGCAACAACAUAUCUACAGGCCUAGUAAGUUGACCCUUGACGUCCACAGGAUUUUUGUUCACUUUUCGAAAAGAUGUUGUAUUUGUUUGGCCAUUUCAAGUCGGUUUACGGAAUUUUCACUGUUCAUUUAUGAAAUUUAUGCAUUGAUCGUUUUUACUUUGACUCAAUAA